Messenger RNA from Physcomitrium patens, 1964 nucleotides. The record is from RefSeq and is a predicted model, not a curated record. NCBI's taxonomy places the organism in Eukaryota, Viridiplantae, Streptophyta, Bryopsida, Funariales, Funariaceae.
GUGAAGUAAUCUGGAGCUCAGUGCAGGCUUGGGGUUUUGGGUUUUCUAAGUGUGGCGAGCUGUGGAUUGCAACUCGGAGCAAUCCUUUGUAAGCGGCGAGAGAAUGCUUUUUUGAUUAGGAAGGUGCGAGAGAGAAGAAGAAGUUCUUGUGGAGUGGAGGAAGCGAGAGAGAGAGCGCGAGAGAGCGAGAGAUUGAGAGGACUGUUUGAUAGAGAGGAGUGACAAUGCGGCGGGAAGCAUGGGGCGCCAUGGCCAGGUUGCGUCGGAUGCAGCAGCAAAGUGGCAGGGAGCGUUCGCUGCUGCAAGGCCACUCUCAUCUCGGUUUUGGCAGAAGCGCGGAUACUUUCGGACGAUUUCCUCGAGUUGAGCAAUUAGGAGUUGCCUUUGGAAGAAGUUCUUUAUCAAAGGCCUCGGUACCCAAUCAUGCUCAUUACUCGUCAUCGACUGCAAGCACCACGGAAGAAGAAGUUGUGAUUGCAAUCGGCAGCAAUAUUGGGGAUAGAAUUGCGAACUUUAACCGUGCCUUGGAGCUGAUGCGUGCCUCUGGCAUCCAAGCCAUUAGACAUGCUUCCUUGUAUGAAAGUGCCCCGGCUUAUGUCACCGACCAGCCGCUCUUUCUAAAUUCAGCAGUGUCAGCCAUCACAAGUCUUGAUCCUCAUUCACUUUUGAGGACGUUGAAGGACAUUGAGAGCGAGCUUGGCCGCACGUCUGGGGGUAUAAGGUAUGGCCCCAGACCUCUAGAUUUGGAUAUCAUUUUUUACGGGAACCGCUCUGUGACCACUGAGACAUUGGAAAUUCCUCAUGCCAGAUUUCUCGAACGUCCUUUUGUCUUAGCACCAUUGGCAGAUCUUCUCAAUGAUGCAGGGACAAGGUCAACAUCUCACUGGUCUAAUCAUAAACGCUGUGAUGGAGGGGUUGCACAAGCCUGGAAUAAGAUGGGAGGGGAGGCCUGCAUUGGAAACGAGGACCUGCGAAGAGUGAUACCAGUGGGUAAUGAGCUGCUGGACUUGUCAGCUAAGACACAUGUCAUGGGCAUAUUGAACGUUACUCCAGAUAGCUUCAGUGAUGGCGGACGGUUCAUGGCUGUGGAGGAUGCUGUGGCACAUGCUCGUUCGAUGGCUGCUGAGGGGGCAGAUUUUAUUGACAUUGGGGCUCAAUCGACUCGUCCGGGAGCUACAAGACUUUCUACCGAGGAAGAGCUUUCUCGUCUCGUGCCAGUCCUGGAGGCCUUGACUGCCGAUUCUGCCUUGAAAGGUGUAAAACUGUCGGUAGACACAUUUGAUGCAAGGGUUGGCCGUGAGGCUGUAAAGAUGGGAGUACAUGUUGUCAACGAUGUAUCAGGCGGUUCCCUAGACUCCGAGAUGCUGUCGACAGUGGCGGAGCUCGGGGUCCCUUACAUCAUGAUGCAUAUGCGAGGGGAUCCCACCAAUAUGCAGAGCAAGGCGAACACAACCUACAGCGACGUGUGUGAGGAAGUCGGGAAGGAACUAAAUUCUCGAGUUGUUCAGGCUGAAGCAGUCGGCGUCCCUGCAUGGCGUAUUAUCACAGAUCCCGGUAUCGGGUUUUCCAAGACUUUACCGCAAAACUUGGAUCUAUUGAAACAUCUUCCCGUUGUGAGGAGAGUGCUUUCAGAGAGUAGUUGUACUGUUAGUCGGGGUCCCAUGCUUGUUGGACCUUCUAGAAAAGGAUUCCUAGGGAAGAUAACGGAACGUCAAAAGGGUGAGGAUAGAGAUGCUGCAACGGUUGCUGCUGCAGUUGUAGCUGCCAUAGGUGGUGCUAAUAUUAUAAGAGCACAUAAUGUGCGGGCUGUUCGAGAUGCUAUGAAAGUGGUAGAUGCAAUUUACAAAUAAUCCUGUCAUACCAUCUUCUCUCUGGCGUAGAAUAUUCUUUGUAAGCUACAGCUUAAAGCAACCACCACUUUAAUGCAUGACAUCAUAUUUUGUCACGCACUUAAAGCUUUUGUA